CUCACAGGAAAGAUGUGCUUCUAUCUCAUCAUCAGCUAAAUCAGCUGAAGGAAAAUUGGACAUAGAACCGACCAUCUCAAGUUUAUCUGGAGAUGCAAGAAAAAAGUGCAACGAGAAUGUUGUAGCAAUUGCUGAAAGUAAUGUCAAGAGUCCUGUCAGUUGUAUUUAUAAUGAGAGGACGGCGUCACAUCAUAAGAGGAUGAGCAGAUCUAUUGAUGCCAUUGAAUAUAAUGGAAACUUGAAUUCCAAGGGUAACAAGUGGCAAAGACAGCUGUCACAAAAGAUCUCUUUACAUGAUGGUAUGUUAAAUAGUAGAACAGAUAGACUUCAUGAUGAGAAAAAGCAUUUGGUAGCUGACAUUCGACAUGACUUGUUCAGCGAACAUUUUAGAUCCACCAAGAAGAGAAAAACAUUGUGUGAACUAGGUCUGCAGCUUUUAAACAAUAAUAGUGCGGCAAAGACAAAGUUCGACAGUUCUGGUGUCAAAUCUGAUGUCUGUGCCCAUCAAUCUCCAAAUGUCUAUAGCCUUCCAGAAACUGCCCAGGAUUGCAAGGAUGGGGAACACGAUGAUCUGGUAGAUAUUGAUGAACUUGUCGGUGGGGAAUAUAUAAAGCUUCUCAAUUUGGAUAAUGAUACAGAUGAAGAGUCUUAUCGUCUAGCAAUUGAAAUGCCUUUAUCCCCUACACUUCCUGAGAUUCAGUGCCAUAGCAGUGUGGCACUUGUCCCGAUUAACACACCUUUAUAUGAGGGAUUCUUAAAUGCAGAGACUGUGGCUUCAUCAGGCAAUUUUGAUGUCAUCAAUGUUGAAAUCAAUUCUAAUAAAGUAAAACACCCCACCAUAGAUCCUCCAAAAAAAUCAUCAUUACCUGAGAAAAAAGAUCAUGUUGAUUCAUCUAAGAGAUUAAACCUUGACACAGCUUGCAAGUUAUCCUGCAGUUCCGAUCUAGUUACAUUGGAAGCAUUGUGCAGGUCAGACCUAGCUGCUCCUGCUACUGAGGGGCUGCAGAUUUCAUCGGAAAGGAGAGCCGUCUCAUUACAGGAUGGGUUUGCCAAGUAUUGUGUCAUCUUUUCAAACAACAAUGAUGCGAAAACCAUUUCAAGUGUUUACCAUGCUACCAGUCGUUGUCUUGCUCAAUGCUCAGUAUCAUCAGAUACUUCUCUUAGGAGUAUUCUGGUCACUCUUUUGAAUCUUCAAGAAAUUUCAAAUGAGGAGAAGACAUGUGUCUUCUUUUCACUCUUACUUCUCUACAUUUCUGAAACUGCAACAAGAGCCUUUCGAGAUGAUUGGGAGAGAGACCUGAUCCUUUUCAUAAAUUCUGUUGCUCAGCAUAUAUAUACAGAACUCUCACAUGAAGACAUGAGAAGGAUAUUUGUGGAAUCUUGCAACUUGUAUGAUGUACUUUCUCUUAUGGAGGAUUUUCUUUUGCAUGGUAAAUUGCUGGUGCAUGCUGUAAGUUCUGAUUCACAGCUUGCGUCCAAUUCAGGAAUCCAUCUUAUCUUGGAUGGUCGUAGUAUAAGCUUGUGCAAGAAACUAGCUUCUACUCAGUUGUUGCUAACUGGAGGAAUUUUGCUAGCAUCAGUAUGUGCCGUGUUUGACCAUAUUGGUUUUGUUUGUGAGGCUUCCUGCAACAUUUUAAGGACGCUAAGAUCUGAUGCUCUAAAUAUUCUUCAUAUAUUUGCCUAUCUAUGUGGUAAUAAAUAUAUUACCCUCAAAGAGUAUGGCUUAGCCAUGACUGUGGUGAAGUCAUUGGUGAUGCUUAUUCACAAUAAUAGAUCAUCUCCUAAUCCUCUUUCUUGUGUUGCAACUACAGUUGAGUCUUUGUCUAAGAUUUGUUCAGGUAGUAAGUGCCCGUUUUCAGAGAGUGCAGCUACCAUGGAUGUUGUUGCAUCCUCACUCUUGGAUAGUCUUAAGAGUUAUUGUUGCUCUGCUGUGGGGUUGGAUUUGAUGGAAUCAUUGAACUCAUCAAGAUAUGGAAUCAAAUGUUAUGGAAAGAGAACUGAUGAAUCCACAGAUAAUGUAGAUUUAGUACAGUGGGCAUAUGUUACUUUGAGGGAUUCAAGCCAGUUCAUUGAUACCCUUGCACUGAUGGAGCUAGUUGCAGGUUUCAUGAGCUGGGAUUGGACGUUUGACAAAAUUGCCUGUCCACUAUUGAAGUUAUUGGAAUAUUGUUCAACAGAGCACAAUGCUGCUGCUAUUGCUACUCUUCUUGGUCAACUUGGAAGGAGUGGACUUGAAGCUUUUGGAUAUGAAGAUGUUAGGAUUCAGAGAUUAAGAAGCUCUUUCUGUGCAUUACUUUCACAAUGCGACUCCAAAAGAAUGGAUCUCCACCUCCAGUUCUCCAUUGGAAUUGCUUUAGUUGGCCUAAUUCCUCUUAGGUUCGAGGAACUUGUCGGAAGUAACAUUGAAGUUGCACCAGCUGCAAAUCCAACUGAUUGCCUAAGAAAGUGGUUCUCUUUAUUGAGCAGCGAGCAGCGGUUAUUGUUCAAGGCUCGUAUAUUCUGCUAGUUGCCACAGGGAGAAUGUGAAUAGAAAAUUUUGCGGGAGAGCAACAGUUGAAAAAUUGCCUGGUUUGUUGAUGUACAUAAUUUGCAGUAGUUAAGGAGUUGUACAGAAAAAGGCAGUUUAUUUUUUUUUCUUUCUAUUUUUUGGUGGACCUUUGCCAUUUAAGCUUUUGGAUAUUACUUGGGAAAUGCUUUUGUUCCAAUUGUUUUAAACAUAAUUGCAUCACAAUCUCAUAAUUUUGUCAUUUAA
Solanum lycopersicum (tomato) is the source of this 2752-nucleotide messenger RNA. RefSeq lists its product as uncharacterized. Lineage: Eukaryota; Viridiplantae; Streptophyta; Magnoliopsida; Solanales; Solanaceae. The record is from RefSeq and is a predicted model, not a curated record.